Messenger RNA from Botrytis sinoallii, 459 nucleotides. RefSeq lists its product as uncharacterized. The transcript has 2 exons. Lineage: Eukaryota; Fungi; Ascomycota; Leotiomycetes; Helotiales; Sclerotiniaceae. Bases 1 to 459 code for a protein of 152 amino acids. The record is from RefSeq and is a predicted model, not a curated record.
AUGGUUCAAUUAUCUACUAUCACUAUCGUCCUUGCUUCCGCGCUCUCUAGCAUUGUCGCUGCUAAGAGCUGCAACUCCGGUGGUAUCUACUGUGGUACCUACCUUCUCAAAAGAGGCGACUACAUCACCAAGAUCAACACCAAUCUACUCGCAAACAACCUUCCGACCUCAGACCUGUAUGUAAAGCAAUCCCUUUGGGCCUGCAUUGAGCACGGAGAUAUCAAGCUCCUCGAAUUCUGCGCCGCCGGUUGCGUUGGUGGCGAUAAGAAUGAUGAUUACUGUACUGGGACUGGUGCACCUGCUAGCAAGAGAGACGAGAUUGAAGACGACUUGACUGAAGAGGACUUCACUGAAGAGGACUUCACUGAAGAGGACUUGACUGGAGAGGACUUGAACGAAGAGGACUUGAACGAAGAGGACUUAGUUGAGAGAGCAGUUGCUAUCGAGUGGAAGGCUUGA